Molecule: messenger RNA, 228 nt
Organism: Suillus clintonianus
Lineage: Eukaryota; Fungi; Basidiomycota; Agaricomycetes; Boletales; Suillaceae
Exons: 3
Molecular function (GO): S-adenosylmethionine-dependent methyltransferase activity
Source: RefSeq, a predicted model, not a curated record
CUCGACAUCGUAUCUCUCCAACCAGAUCUUGUGCGUGUUUCGAAAGACAAGGAUCUCGCAAGGAGAGUGAACUGGGUUCAAGCUAACUUCCUCGAAGGACUUCCAUUCGCUAACGAAUCGUUCGAUUUCGUGCAUGUCAAGCGCAUCGCGAGGGGCGUACCCGAGGACAAGUGGGAUGACCUCUUUGAAGAAAUCACCCGCGUGAUGAAGCCAGGUGCUGCAUUCGAG